AUGUCUACCAAAAUACCAACCGCAGCCAAAGAUACUAGGUCAGAGGAAGAACAAGCCGAAUUAGAAUAUGGAAGACUUACUUCGAAGGACUAUUUAUACGUUUCUGAACACCCAGUGGGAGAGCCAUUACCCACGCCCAUCGAAGACGAACCGCCAUACAUAAUCUAUAUUACGACGUAUAUCAGUUAUCUUCUUUUGAUUCUCAUUGGACACAUUCGGGACUUCUUUGGAAAGAUAUUCAAGCCACGAGACUAUGCACAUUUGGUGGAGAAAGACGGGUAUGGCCCGUGGUACGACGGGUUUGAAAGUUUCUACGUACGUCGGUUGAAAUUGAGAAUCGACGACUGUUUUGCCAGACCUAUUCACGGAGCACCAGGGCGUUACAUCAAGUGUUUCAACCGUGAUAGAACCGUUGUAUACGACGAAUAUACGUAUCCUGGAACAUCGACCGAAUGUUUAAAUUUAUCAUCUUACAACUACUUGGGGUUUGCGCAAUCCAAAGGUUUGUGUACCGACCAUGCUUUAAAGGCCGUUGAAGAUUACGGUACCUCUGGGUGUUCUCCAAGGCUGCUUAGUGGUACAACUGAUUUGCAUAAAGAAUGUGAACGUGUGAUUGCUGAUUUUGUUUACCAGGAGGACGCCAUCAUCGUCAGUCAGGGUUAUGGUACUAACGCAAAUUUAUUUGCAUCUUUGGCAGAUGCCAACAGUUUGAUUAUAAGUGACGAAUUAAACCAUGCGUCUAUUAGAUUCGGUAUCAGGUUGUCGGGUGCAUCCGUAAAAGUCUUCAAGCAUAAUGAUAUGAGAGACUUGGAAAAGUUAUUGAGAAACUCUAUUGCCCAGGGUCAACCAAGAACUCAUCGUGCAUGGAAGAAAAUCAUUAUUGCCGUCGAAGGGUUAUACUCUAUGGAAGGUAAUAUGUGUAACUUACCACAAAUCGUAGAAUUGAAAGAGAAAUACAAAUGCUAUUUAUUUGUGGAUGAAGCUCAUUCUAUUGGUGCUUUAGGUCCAGAAGGUAGAGGCAUAUGUGAUUAUUUCUCUGUCGACCUGCGUAGAAUUGACUUAUUAAUGGGUACAUUUACCAAAUCUUUCGGUGCUACAGGUGGAUACAUUGCUGGCCCAAAGGCAUUAAUAAAUAAGUUGAGAAUUAAUUACAUUACCAACAAUUACUCCGAAUGUGUUCCUCCCCCAGUCUUAGGCCAGAUUAUUUCUUCAUUGAGUGUCAUCGAUGGUAGCUUGAACCCAGGUGAAGGUUCGGAAAGAUUAAAGAGAAUUGCUUUCAACUCUCGCUAUUUAAGAUUAGGAUUAAAGAAAUUGGGCUUUAUUGUUUACGGUGCAGAUGACUCGCCAGUUAUCCCAUUGUUAUUAUUCUUACCUGGUAAAAUGCCUGCUGUAUCGAGAUUCUUGUAUUCUAUGAACAUUGCUGUCGUGGUUGUCAGUUACCCUGCCACCCCGUUAAGUAGUGCUAGAGUUAGAUUAUGUGUCAGUUCCGCCUUAACCAAAGAAGAUCUUGAUUACGUUUUAACUAAAUUUAAUGAAGUUGGUGACAUGGUUUAUUUGAAAUUUAGCAGUGGUAUUGCUGGUGGAUCUAAAAUCCCAGGACAACCUCCUAGGUGGUCCAUCGAAGAUGUGAUCGCUACUAAUGUCGAAGAUUGCAAAAUGGCUAGUAUGGCAUAA
Messenger RNA from Debaryomyces hansenii CBS767, 1674 nucleotides. It is a transcript of the gene LCB2, whose product is annotated as serine C-palmitoyltransferase. Gene Ontology annotation, cellular component: serine palmitoyltransferase complex. NCBI's taxonomy places the organism in Eukaryota, Fungi, Ascomycota, Pichiomycetes, Serinales, Debaryomycetaceae. Bases 1 to 1674 code for a protein of 557 amino acids. The record is from RefSeq and is a predicted model, not a curated record. Gene Ontology annotation, biological process: sphingosine biosynthetic process; ceramide biosynthetic process. The transcript has a single exon. Gene Ontology annotation, molecular function: pyridoxal phosphate binding; serine C-palmitoyltransferase activity.